Messenger RNA from Vigna umbellata (rice bean), 1328 nucleotides. Its product is annotated as receptor-like cytoplasmic kinase 176. The record is from RefSeq and is a predicted model, not a curated record. Lineage: Eukaryota; Viridiplantae; Streptophyta; Magnoliopsida; Fabales; Fabaceae. Gene Ontology annotation, molecular function: ATP binding; protein kinase activity. Gene Ontology annotation, biological process: protein phosphorylation.
UAUCUUUCACCUCCAAACUUUCUUCCUUUCACACGUGCAACUCCUUUUCUUCUCUUCCAAGCCUUUCUUUCUCUCCUCCAAAUUCAAAACUUCAACUUGUACCUGCUGCUGAUUACACUGAAGAAAAAGAUACAAGAGGGUAUCUUUUUUAUUUAGCUCUCUCUAGAACAGUGUUCAUGGGUUGCUGCUUUAGUGCUCCUCCAAAGAUCAAAGCCGAGAGCCCUCCACGUAAUGGUUUGAAUUCAAAGGAUGGUAGCAAAGAAGAGAUUGAUCCGAGUGUUUUAAGCGGCACGGUGUCGUCUUCAUCUAUGCUUCUAACUCCUCAGAAUGAGGUUGAGAUAUUGGAAGCCUGCAAUUUGAAGAAUUUUGCAUUCAAUGAGCUAAGAACUGCUACAAGGAACUUUCGUCCAGAUAGUAUGGUAGGUGAAGGUGGGUUUGGUAGUGUGUUUAAAGGGUGGAUUGAUGAGCAGACACUUGCCCCUACUAAAGCAGGCACAGGAAUGGUCAUUGCUGUGAAGAGGCUUAAUCAAGAAAGCAACCAGGGACACAUUGAAUGGUUGACAGAAAUCAACUACCUGGGGCAGCUCAGUCAUCCUAAUCUUGUGAAGCUAAUUGGUUACUCCUUGGAGGAUGAUCACCGGAUUCUGGUAUAUGAGUUUGUGGCCAAGGGUAGCUUGGAUAAUCACUUGUUUAGGAGGGCCUCUUACAUUGAACCGCUCUCUUGGAACAUCCGUAUGAAGAUUGCUCUUGAUGCUGCCAAAGGGCUUGCAUUUCUUCACAGUGAUGAAGUAGAUGUAAUAUUCAGGGACUUCAAAACUUCUAACAUCUUACUUGAUUCUAAUUAUAAUGCAAAACUGUCUGAUUUUGGGUUGGCAAAAAAUGGACCAGAAGGUGACAAGAGUCAUGUUUCUACAAGGGUGAUGGGCACCUUUGGCUACGCUGCUCCUGAGUAUAUUGCAACAGGUCACUUAACGAAAAGGAGUGACAUAUACAGUUUUGGAGUUGUGCUUCUGGAACUUAUGUCGGGAAAACGUGCACUGGACAGCAACAGGCCGAAUGGAGAGCAUAAUCUAGUUGAAUGGGCGAAACCACUUCUGAUAAACAAACACAAGAUCUCCCAAGUCAUGGAUGCACGUAUAGAAGGCCAAUACUCUAAGAGAGAAGCAAAGAGAAUAGCUCACCUUGCAAUUCAAUCUUUCUUGAACUGCAUUGGGUCGCUCAGUGCUGUUCUUCGUGGUAGAGUGGUUAAAGGGGGAAAACAUGAUCAGGGCUUAGCGAUUUUUGUGGAGCUGAAGGCAUCGACUUUCGAAGGAGCUCCCCGUUUUUGA